AUGACGAUCACUCUUCACGAUGUUUCAUUCCUGCUCCAGAUUCCAGUUGAUGGAGAGUUACUUGCUGCACCAGCUAAGGAUUUGCAGAUAGUUAGUAAGUAUGCAUGGGGUGCUGGUGUGCUUGCCUGGAUGUAUAGGCAGCUUGGGAGAUCUAGUCGAGCAGGAUCUAAAGGAUUUUCUGGGUGCUUGACCUUGUUACAGGCUUGGAUCUAUGAGUAUUUUCCAUCGUUGCGCAUUAACAGAGCUGCACCACAGACCGUGGCACAGGGAGACCCAUUGGCUAGGAGGUGGGAGGGUCCCGUUCAUGGAGGGGGGCCUAGUGAGGUUCCACGACGGUUGGAUCAUUAUCGUCGACUGUUGGAUGGCUUUACAGCGGACCACGUGGACUGGCUUCCUUUUGGUGCCCACCCUGGCCGUGCGGUACCUAGAUCUUUGUAUCGGGGGGUGAUACGUAUCUAUGACGUGACUGAGGCCUACGAUCCCUCACGCACUCUCCGUCAGUUUGGGUAUAGACAGGUGAUCCCUGAUCCUCCUAUUCGACCAUCUCGUGUCAGUCGACCUGCUGUAGGGACCUAUAGGGUCGUUUUUGGGGCCGACCUCGAUCAGCUUUGGAGGUCUCGUGGUCAGCUGAUCAAUUUGGAUGCCUACUCUACACCUUUUGACGACACAGGAUCCGUUGACCCAGAGUACCUUAAGUGGUACACUUUGCGCACUCACCCUUGCAUUGUCCCCCCCAGAGAUGGUGAGCAGCAGGAGGUGGCGUUGUUGACGUAUGAGAUGGUUAGUUUCUAUGUUUUUCCCCUAUUGGUAAAUUUUAUUUAUAACAUUUUAUACUACUGUGGUAUGAUAUACUAA
Linum tenue is the source of this 855-nucleotide messenger RNA. NCBI's taxonomy places the organism in Eukaryota, Viridiplantae, Streptophyta, Magnoliopsida, Malpighiales, Linaceae. The record is from the annotation of a GenBank genome assembly.